UAGAGUGUGGUAAGAGAGGACAGGAAGAGAAAUAGAGAGAUAAAGAAAAGAAUGGCAUACUAACUGUACGUAUAGUGACCGGCCUCUAAUAAAACGGGAAGAAGAAGAAGAAGAAUUUUUGGACAGACAAGUUCUACUACAUCAAUACUACGCAGAAGAAAUGAAGGAAAGGACAAUAAUAAGAAAAAAUAACCAUGAAACAACGAAUUGCCAGCUUAUAGUGACCUGAAAUAAAAGAAAACGACCCCAAAUAAGAAGAUAUAACUAAAAAGAGGAAGCAUUUUGAAGUUAUUAGACAAUUAUAAGUGAAUGGCGUAGCAGAAAACACUAAUAAUAAAAAAACCCCAUAAAACAACGAAUUACCAGCUUAUAGUGACCUCAAUUAAAGGAAAAUAACCCCAAAAUAAGAGGAUAACUAAAAAAAGAAAGCAUUUAUAAACCCAACAGCAGACGACAGACAUUAUAGGAACCAGCAGGAGGGGAAAAAGUGGCCUCAAAAAUCGCCCUCCUGCGCCUUUUUACGCCAUUCUCCACACCUGUCCGGGCUUCCUGUGACCUCCAGCAAGCAGUGUGCAUUUCAGUGGACCUUGCUUACCCCAUUGGAGGUAAGCAUGGUCCCUCCUUAGAGAACAAUGAUCAACAAUACCUGAGAAGGAGCGCCAUCCAAGAUGUCUGAUUCUGAGUCUGAGCGCCCCUCCAGUGAAUGUUCCUGGGAGGGCGAGGCGACCACCAGCAGGGGGAGGCAGCUGACGAAGAAGAGGAAGGCCAUGUCCAGCAGCUCAGAGGGAGAGGAAGGAGAGGAGGAGGAGGAGGAGGAACAGGAGAAGCAGCAGCCUGUCAGUAGUCGAGGGGUCGGUGCUGAGUUUUCUGAAGGAGAGGAAGAGGAAGGUGCUGUGGGUCCUGUCCAGAAGGCAUCACCACCUGCUCUGAAUGAAGAUUCGUCAGCGUCUUCUUCUGAAGGUGACGACGAUGGAGACUCAGCGGACUCGGACAGCAGCAGUGAGGUGCCCGGGGCCGAGACCUGUGCCAUCUGUCUGGGCCGCAUGCGAGGGGAGGUUGGGUCUCCAGAGUCAUGUGAUCACACCUUCUGCCUCAUCUGCAUCCUGGAAUGGGCCAAGACCAACGCCUCGUGCCCUCAAGACCGCAAGGCAUUCAGCAAGGUGUUGGUGCGCGUGAGGUUGGGGGCGGAGGAUGUGGAGCGGGAGGUGGUGGUCCAGAAGGAGGAGUCGGAGGUGGUGCUGCUCCCAGAGGCGGACAACCCAACCUACUGUGAGGUGUGCCAUGAGUGUGACCGGGAGGAGCGGCUGCUGCUGUGUGAUGGCUGUGACCUCGGCUACCACCUGGAGUGCCUCGACCCCCCCCUGGUGCAGGUGCCCGUCGAGGAGUGGUUCUGCCCUGUCUGUGCCAGUGCCAACAUUCCCUCCAUGCAGGUCAGUGUCCAGCCAGUCCCUCAGGAAGGCGAGUCCAGCAGCACACGGAGGCGCCGCAUCAGGCAACAGUCUUCCUCACAGCGGCCGCGGCUCAUCCCCCGCACCCGGGCCACCGAGAGGGUCAGGGAGAGGGUCAUCAGGAAACGCAGGGAAAAACGCAAGAGACGCAGACAGAGCAGGAAACGCAGAAUAGAGAGCGGGGAACUGGAUGACCCAAGACCUUCUGUUCAGUGCAAGGAACGUCUCCUUUUCUUUGGAAACCUCGACACUUCCAUACCCUCUGAGGACACGGAUGACAACUUUGCUGAUCAUCUGCUGGCCACUGGGUCUGGGUGGUCCAGCAGCAAGAACCCUGUGGUGCGGAAGGCCGACGCUGCCAAGGUUCUGCGAGACUCUGCCUUCACCCCGCUGAGUAGCUAUGCAGGAAAAGCAUCGUCAGCAGUUAUAAACCGUGUCAACACCCAGGCAGAGGAGACACGGGAGGAUGAUGUACUGAGCAGCAUCCUGGAGAAACAGAGCAUCGUCCUCACCAACUCCAAGCAGCUCUCUUUAACCAGUGAUAGGAAGCUCAAGAAGGACGGUGAGAGAAAUGAAGCAGCAGAGUCUUUCAGUCUAGAGCAGGAAGAGCUCCCCCUGAUGUCGGAGCCCCUGCCAUCACGGAGACCCCCGCCAAAAGAUGGAGAGGGGAGCAGGAGUACAUCCCAGGAAGAUGACCGAAGGCACUCCAGCCCGCCAAGAGGACCUUUCCACUCCCGCUACGCUCACCACUCGUCCUACUCCCGGAACUCAAGUUAUGGGCAUCCGUUGCGGGGAUACGAACCCAACCGCAGAACACAAAGAGAGGAGAGAGUGUUCAGGGAAGAAAGGAUACAGAGAGAAGAGAGGCUAUCAGGUGCUGUCCACUACUCUCCCUUAGAGGAUAGACGUAGAUCCCCUCCCAGGCUGUCCUACCAACGCCAAGGACCUUCCUAUCAGUACAGGAACCAGAGGAAUUUCAAUCCCGACCACCGAAACCGAGAUCCUCCUUCCCACCGAGAUGAGAGGCCGAGGUAUCAAAGGAGCCCCCCCUGGAGAGACUCUGGCCACAGACAAAACCAAUCCGGUGAGUCACGUUGGGAGCGCCGGAACACAGAGUCAUCAGGCAGCAGUAGCAGGGAGCCAAGCAGUCAGGAGAGGCAUGGAAGGAACGGGAAAGACAGCAGUAGAGACUUAAAUUCACAUGACAAGUAUUCUCGCAGAAAUGAGGACAGUGAGAAGCACCCCAGGAAGGAGGAUGACAGGUCUAGGAAGGAGGACAGAGGGUACCACCGCCACCACCAUCACAGGGACCACUCAGACCAUAGAAGCUACAAAUCCUCAAGGGCAGACAGAGAGAGUCCGCCGUCCCAUUCUUCGCGGCGGUCACGGUCUUAUUCUAGAUCACCUGUCAGGUCAAGGUCUCCAAACAGGUCUAGGUCACCCUUCAGGUCAAAGUCACCUCUCCGGUCAAGGUCACCUAUUAGAUCCAGGUCACCAACGAGGUCAGAAGCAGGCUCCAGUUCAAGGGAAAUCCACUGCCGAGGUCAAGAGGAUUCCAGGAGGAGGAGGAAUGCCCACAAGCCAUCAAACGAGAGUGGAGCUUCACACAGAAUGAGCCUGAGCCCAGCACUGCCGGAGGAAGCCUCAACAGAUGACAAGCAACAGGGAAGUCAAAGAGAUACUUUAGAAUACGACUCCGUCUCUGAUGCCAAACUUUCUCCGCUUUCCUCCAAAUGUCAAGAACCUCCAGCAGAGUCACCAGUGAGUAUGUUUGAUGACACUGUUAAUAAAGAAAGGCCUGUGGAAGAUAAACUAAGCUCUCUCAAAAAUGAAGUUUAUGAAAGGGACAAAAGCAGGCAUCUUGAAGAGUCUCCUAAAGCUUCCAGAUGGAUGAAAAAAGAGUGGGAUGUGAAGCAGGCUGUGAGUGAUAUACAUUGUAAUAGCAGUGUAGCAGAUCAAAGACAUGUAACAAAAGGAAUGAACAGAGAGGAAGAGAAACCCACUGGUAGCUAUGAAGACAACAGUAGAUGUAUGGAUGAGAAUAAGGUGAAUGGCAGGAGGAUGGAAACUUCAGGUAAUUUGCUCAAGGAUGCCAAAAGAGGAGAUGAUAUGGUACAAACUAGCUGUAAGGGAGAACACAAAAGGGAUAAGCCUCACAAGGAUGUCAAAACUGAAGACUCGAGGAAAAAUAGAAAUGGAUAUGAUGCUCAUCCUCUCCUUGGUGGCGAUUGCAGUGAGGACACCGACAAGAAGCAACAGCAAGAUGAAGCUGAGUGUGCUGUGAAGGAAGAAAAUAAUUUGGAGAGGAAGAAGAGGAAAAGGUUGAUACCCGGAAUCUUAGGGCGGAUCCUCCCCUACACCCCGGAAGUGGAGCUGUCUCAUUGGGACGACGAGGACUCUUCCACAGACUCUCCUUCCCCUUUCAAAGUAAUUAAGAAAUCAGAUGCGGGUGAGUCUGACAAAUCCAUAACACUUCCAUUGUCACUGCAGAGACUUUUACCUGGAAGCAAAAGCAUUCUUGAAGGAAUCGACAACAAAAAUAAAACGUCCAAAGAGAAACCAAAACACAAGCCAGAUCCAGAUAGGAGAGAGGAGGAAGGGGGAGAUCCGUUGUGUGAUGAAGUUCUCAAGCCCAAACCUGAAGCUCACAAGUCAAAAACCGAAGCUCAUGACACGCAAAGGCCAGACAAAAGAGAUGGAAACAGCAUAAUCAAGAAAGAAAAGAGUUGUCCAUGGGAUAAGUCUCAUAAAAAGAGUACAGAAGGUCACAAGCCAACAAAGGCUGAUGCUAAGCUGCAUAAUAACAAGUCUAAGGAUGCUGUCUCAUCCCCAUCAUCUAGUCAAGGUUCUUCCUCCAGUGGAAAGAGUAAAGAAAAAUCAUCAGAAAAAGCCCCUGCAAAGGAGUCCCAUUCACUCAUUCCUCAGAGGAGAGACAGCUCAACACAUUCAGAUAGUAAAGAAAAAGAAAGAGACCACAAGAAAACUAAAAGUAGCUCUCACAUGCCCAGGCUUGCAGCCAGAACACCAGAGAAACACAAGGAGAAAAAAGAGUCUUCAGAGAAAGUUAAAAGCAUUGAUAUGUUUGGCGACAUCAGUGACAUCUCCGGCUCAGAGUCUGGCGAGGAUGAGAGGAAGAAGCCAGUGAAAGAGAGUUGUGUAGUAGCAAAAAAUCCUGAGAAACAAAAAGUUGCACAAGAAAAGAAAGAUGAGCAUCUGCACGGCAAGACAACGGGUGCACAUGGAUUAAGUGACACUGAAAUGAAAACAAUAAAAUGUGAUACUGUGCUUGAUAAAGGCCCAAAGGAGGAAAAUGUGGUGGCUCCAGGGUUGACCUCCUCACCACCUAAGACUGCCACAAAGUCAAAGAGCCCUGGAAAGAUAACAAAGAAUACAGGACUUAACAAAGACCAUGUCCUGGAUCUCUUUGGAAGCACCUCAGACAGUGAUGAUGCUGAGAGUCCUGAGGUGAAGUCCAAAGAAACAAGUGUACAAAAAACACCAGAGAAGCCACACAAGUCAUUGCCACUCAAGGGUAAUUCUGCUCACAGGAAAGCAAGGGAGAGUGCAGGCAGUGGUAAAGGAAAGGAGAGGAAGAGUGAACAGGGAACUACUCAUGAGAAGAAGGCAGUGGAGAAGCUUCCCAACUCUACUUCCUCAGAGUCACCAAAGUCAGAGUCUGUUCAGAGGAAUGGAAAUGAAACCACAGACAGUCACACGGGGAAAGACAGGAGUUUUGACCGGGAAAUUUCCCUGCACAAGUUAUCAACAGAGGAACAGUCCAAGCCCACUCCAGAGUCACCGAAGGCAGGAGUGCAGAAACACAAGAGUUCAAAAGAGCCUUCAGACAACCACAAGAGGAAAGACAGGAAAGGUGAACAGGAAAGUUCUCAUCACAAAAAGCCAUCAGAAAAGCCAUCCCAUUCCACAUCUUCUGAGCUGCCCAGAGGCAAUUCCAGUCACAAAAAGAAUAAAGAGGCAACAGACACCCAGAGAGAAAAAAAUAAAAAAUGUGAGAAAGAAACUUCCCCUCACAAAAAGUCAUCAGAGGAUGCAACACAAGGAGAAACUGAGGCCAAGAAAAGGAAAGAAACCACGGACAGCCAUAAAGAAGAGAAAGAGAGGCAUGCACAGGAGACGCCGAAAAAGGUUUCAGAAAAGCCACCCAAGGCCACGACUUCUGAGCACCAUGACAGCAGCUCUGAUCGCAGAAAGACAGAAGCCGCAGACACCCACAAUGAAGAGCCAUGGAAAGGCAAGACAAGCUCUCAGGCUGCCACGGAGGACUGCAAUAAAACUAAGAGCAGGGAUCCUGCUGAUAACAAAGGGAAGACUCACAGCAGUAAGGAGAGGAAGUCCAGCACUGAAGAAAAAAAUCUGAGAGAAAAAGACCUUACCAGCAAAACUGAAAGCAAGCAGUCUGCGGUGGCUGCCUCGUCCCUCCAUCCCACUAGUCACGCCUUGGACAAGAAGGAGAAGAAGGAGGCUGGUGACUCAUAUGCAAAGCAGCUGAAGGCCUCCCUGGAGCUGAAGGUGGUGACGGAGGUGAAGAGGUGGCUGGACCCGCACUACCGGGACAAGAACAUCACCAAAGACGAGUACAAGGAGAUCGUGGCCAAGUGCGUCAACAAGGUUGUGUCAGCAGAGUGUGGCGAUGUUAUAGAGAGUGAGAAGAUGCGUACCUUGGUGGAGGGCUACGUGAAGCUGUACAGACACCGGCGAGCCAAGCAGCAGCCGCCACCAUAAUUGUGAAUAUUGUUUAUGCUUUUCCUUUCCUAUGCCAAAGCAGAUUGUUUCCCUUAGUCACUAUUAUUUAAGUCAAAUUUAUAUUUACAACUUUAACAAUGGUAAAAAUAGACUUGCUUUGUCAUCCAUUGCAUUGUCUGUAAGGUGAUAAGCUUGAAGAAUGUUGUAAAUGUGAAUGAGAUGUAUUUAUCUGUUGCUAUACUAGUGAUUGACAGCUUUAUCUCACACAGAAUUCACUUUGUAUGCUCAUCCAAGGCAAGAGCAGCAACUUAAAACUCAGAAUUCACUAUUUCCUGUAAUUAAACAAGGUCACAGAGCCAUGAAGCUGGAGCCUCUGCCUAGCCAAGACCUCCUGACACCCAGCACCUGAGAGGCUGUGGAAUGAACGGCUGAAUGUUGUGUGGAUGGACACGACCCAUUUUAUUGGGCGAGAUAUUUUACUUCAUGACUCUUAACACUCCAUUAAGCAUGAGAAAUGUGCUCAGCAAUGAUUAUAUAAUAUUAAACUGGAGAUUAUUAAAUUUAUUUUUAGAACACAAGACAUUUCUAAAUAUUUGACAAGUAUAUAAACUACUAUGUGAUGAACAGAUAUAUACAUUCUAGUUUUUUUCUUUAGGAUUUUUUUCCUUGUUGUAUGUAAAUAGUAUUGUUAAGAUAUUAGACUGGAUGAUAAUAUAUGUGGUUCCUUAUUAUUAAUGAAUCAACUGUUUGUCUGCAAGUCUUGUUAUUGUGAAUGUAUUUAUUGAUUUUUAACGGUUUGUCAACAUAUGAGGCCCCGCAUGGAGGCGUAAGGGGAGCACCAAUCAGCAGGGUUCUGAGUUAGUCAUAUAUCAGUAUUUUGACUCCUACAAUCAUUAUUACCAUUAUUGUCAUAAAGGUUACCUGUCUGUUACUCCUGAUUACUAUGUGAUUGGUUACCCUUCUCCUCUACCACUCUACAUGAAAUUAUAUUUAUGUGUACAUUUUACGCACAGCACGUCAGUCAGGAUGGCAAAGGGUGGAGGAAGGUGGUGUGACCUGAACCAGGAUCAUCAUCACUCUAACAGUUACUGGUGUACUUUCUGAAUAUCAAUUUUUAAAAAUUAUUUCUUGUUUUUACGUUUUGGCCUCUGACGCCGGUGGGCUUUCUUGGUGGGGCCUGGUGGUCACUCCCAGCCUAUUGUGGUGCAGGCAAGUGUUUAUAAUGGUGCCAUCUUGCUUGGCUCAUGCUACCCCCUGGAGUUUAUCUUUGAUCUUCUUUUUGAGAGAAUCUAAAGUCUGGGUUGAUAGAUAGUCUUCAGGCCAGCAUGUGGGUGGUCACAGGCCUUUCAGUGAUGGCUGGAAAAUUGCCAGCUUGUUUGUCACAGUGGGCGGGACGUGAGCCUGCCUCUUCUUGUACACCGUGCCAGCACGCUCACCACUCAGUCACUGCAUCCCCAUAAGGAUCUGUUACUCUUCUUUAGCAUACUAAAUUGGUUUUGGUUGAUGUGCAAGCCACUCAUGAAAAAGUGUAAUUAACCAAACUGUUCAUAUUAACAUUAUUCUUUUCAUUUAAAAUUAUUGGUUUUGUCUUUAACCCUUUCCAUCUGUGAUGCAGAUAUCGGCGUCACAAUAUGGAAAGGGUCAAUCCUCCUCUAAAUUCCCCUUCCAUUUCCUCUGGCGACGCCAGAGGGAAGGGGUUAAUCAAGCUUUAAAAAAUAUGCACCUAGCUAUAGUAACAACUUUUAUAUGCAAACUUUACAAAUUUAUUAAAAAAAAUAGAAAUGUUGGUUACUCCUCUCCAUGUGGGGCCCUUUAUAUUGACUAGUCUUUCAAGCAUUAUGACUUGUCAGAAUGGAGCAUGUUGACUCUUGUGUGACCUAGAAAAGACACCUGUUACCUGUCCAGAUAUGAAGGUUGGAAAUGCUGGGUGCCUCCACCUUCCCUUCCACUACCACCACUUAGAAUGUAAGGUCUAAGAGAAGGCAGCUGGACACAAACAAAUAUUCACGAUGCACUUUCUUGUGAGAAAGGAGAAGUGCCUUAGCUUGGUUGUGCCUUACUUGCAAGGCUGUCUGCCUACUGUCUGGGAGGUAGCUCAUCAUUGCCCUUGGGUUAAUCUAGUUUCAGUGCUUUCUAAUAUUUCAUAAGAUAAAUUCAGUUGAUCGCUUUCACUUCGUUAGUGAUUAUCUUGAUUUUAUUUAAGUUAAAUAUAUAGACAACUGCUUAUACAUGUUUUGUUUUGAGCAAUAAUUGUCAUGGCUGUAUCUACACCAAUUGAAGUGUGUGUUUUAUUCUUUUUUUACAACACUGGUGCUGCCACACAAACAAGUACAUUUCAAAAUGCCAUUUUCCGGCAGGUUGGUAGUGAUGGCAUCCCUUGUAUCAGUUACUUUGUCAUAAUUGAUGGGAGCCAUAGGUUUUAUUUAAAGUCAAAAGCCUAUAUUUUGCAUAAUGUUAUGUGUGUUGGCACCACAGAAUAACAUUGUAUUUCUUAGGAAUUUGAGAUGUUUGUCUUUCUUUGAUGAUGUUUCAUAACAUUUUGAUGCAAUAGCUUAUGCGGGGAAAAAUGCACAAUAUUGGAAAUGUUUCUGUGGUUAGAAAUUAACUACUUAUAUUAUGUGCAGAGUUUUUAUGGAUGAAACUGUAAUAUGAUAUAGGGGUAGUACAAAGAAAUGUACAUAAUGUGAUAACAGUGUUUUGUCUGUCAAGC
This is a messenger RNA of Eriocheir sinensis (Chinese mitten crab), 8862 nucleotides long. RefSeq names its product serine/arginine repetitive matrix protein 2-like. The record is from RefSeq and is a predicted model, not a curated record. The transcript is spliced from 12 exons. NCBI's taxonomy places the organism in Eukaryota, Metazoa, Arthropoda, Malacostraca, Decapoda, Varunidae. Bases 669 to 6191 code for a protein of 1840 amino acids.